This is a messenger RNA of Westerdykella ornata, 830 nucleotides long. RefSeq names its product glutathione S-transferase. The transcript has 3 exons. The coding region runs from base 1 to 720 and encodes 239 amino acids. The record is from RefSeq and is a predicted model, not a curated record. NCBI's taxonomy places the organism in Eukaryota, Fungi, Ascomycota, Dothideomycetes, Pleosporales, Sporormiaceae.
AUGGGCAUAAACAAGUACUCCGCCAAGUCGCUCGAUGGCGAUGUCCCCGACAAGCCAUUUGUGUUCGUGGUCGAAGGCCGCUAUCAGAAUUGGAUCAAGCCUAUCAUAUUGCUCGAAUGUCUCAAUACUGACUAUGAUACUGCGUGCUUGGACGGCCCCGCGACAAGGACUGACUGGUUCACGAAAAUCCACCCACAAAGAUACGUUCCAGCCUUGAUCGAUUCAAUCGACGGCAAUCGAGUCACCGCAUGGGACAGUUCGCAGAUCCUUCAGUUCCUGGCUACCAAGUACAAUAAGGAGGGGAACUGGGGCGGCGCCACUCUGGCUGAACAGUUGGAGAUAGGCAAUUGGCUCACCUUUGAGACCGCCUCCCUAGGACCAACCGCUAAGUACUGGGUGUGGUACGACAUACGCAAGGAAGAGGACAAGAACCCACUGGCCCAGGAAAAAAUGUUAAAGGACCUUAGAGUCCAAUACGCCAUUUUGGAUCGACAUUUGUCUCAGAAAGGUCAACAAUGGUUGGGUCUCCCGGACCGGCCGACGAUUGCAGACAUCGCCGUUUAUCCGUUUGCCGACGACCCUACCAUGGCCCGGAUGGGCAUAGACAAGAAUGACUUUCCGGCGCUGAAGGCGUGGAGUGAUAGGUUUGCGAGCAUUCCAGGCGUUGCUAAAGCGUACGCUGAAAUGCAUUCUCGGAAGGAAAUCGAGAUUGGCGCAUGAUCAACAAUGUCCUUUGUCGUGGGGUCAAAUCUAAAAAUGUUAUUUCUUGGUCGAAUAGUCAGGACUUGGCUUUCCAUAAGGGAAAGAGAGAAUUUGAAAUGACUCGAGCG